Symbiodinium sp. CCMP2592 is the source of this 672-nucleotide messenger RNA. NCBI's taxonomy places the organism in Eukaryota, Dinophyceae, Suessiales, Symbiodiniaceae. The record is from the annotation of a GenBank genome assembly.
AUGCGCAGCUUGGCCUACGGAUCGGAGACGCUGACGCCGCCAACUUCACAAAGGAUUUUAGAUGAGGUUCUUGCCAGGGUAGAGCCGCCUGUAAGUGCGUUCGCCGAGUCCCUGGAGGGGAGCAACGGCAACGCCGUCGCCGCAGCAAGUCUGAACAUGAUCGAGGCGCUGAACCAGCUUCAGAGCCUCUACAUUGAGGAGGCCACAACGGCUUUUCCAUCGCUGCCGGCGGCGAGAGUGGACGCUGCCAGCCGGCAGAUCUUGUUGGCCCAGAAGGGCGCGAGGGAGUCGAUCCAGUUCGUGUAUGGCAUCACUGGUUCCAAUGCCGCCGUCUUUGACACGAUGGGGCAGUGGCAAGCGCUGCAGGACAACCUGAAAAAUGGUGGCAAUGGACUUCCUGCCAUCUCUCCGCAGAGGCCUGACCUCUCGCAGCAGUGGCAGGAGGUUCAAGUCUACUGGGACCGCCUGAAGGCCCAAUUCCGUCUUGGGGGCCCGGGCAGGCUGCUCCUUGGGUGCCUCGUGGUCUCGAAGAGCACACUUCGUGCUUUCAUGUUGAUAGGUUCUCGUGAUUGGGAAGCCCUGUGCAGACCUUCGUCGGGUGAUGGACUCCAAUCCAGUCAACACGCAUGCCCAAAACCCCGACGCCCCCGAAGCCUGAUUUCGCAGCUCUGA